UCGCGCCCGCCCAUUCGCUGGGCCGCCUCCAGCACUCCGGCUCCGCGAGGCGCCGCCGGCGACGCGCGCGGGGAGCGCAGUGAACACCAGCCCAGCAGCCGGCGCCGCCUCGGAGGCUCCCAGGCUCCGGUCAGAGCCGCCUUCGCCCUGCCCCCGACUCCAACUGCGGCCGCCACCCGCCUCCAGGGUGCGAAGUACCACAUUAUUAUCAUCUCCCUGUGAGUGGGAUUGGUACCCCAGCUGCACCUCCUGGCACAAGUGCUCCAGGAAACACAGACUAGUGCCGGUUGACAGCCUGCUUUACCAGGCCCCAGGCAUGGAGGAGUUGAUAUGGGAACAGUACACGGUGACCCUACAGAAGGAUUCCAAGAGAGGAUUUGGAAUUGCAGUGUCCGGAGGCAGAGACAACCCACACUUUGAAAAUGGGGAGACAUCAAUAGUCAUUUCUGACGUGCUCCCGGGUGGGCCCGCCGAUGGGCUGCUUCAAGAAAAUGACAGGGUGGUCAUGGUUAACGGUACCCCCAUGGAAGGCGUGCUCCAUUCGUUUGCUGUUCAGCAGCUGAGGAAAAGUGGGAAGAUCGCUGCCAUUGUGGUCAAGAGGCCCCGGAAGGUCCAGCUGGCCCCGCUGCAGGGCAGCCCUCCCGUCCACGAGCAUGACCGGGCUUUCGAGCUGAUGGACGAGUUUGAUGGCAGAAGCGCGCGCAGCGGGUACAGCGAGAGGAGCCGGCCCAAUAGCCGCGGAGGGCGCAGCCGCAGCUGGGAGGAAAGCCCGGAGAGGAGGGGUCGUCCCCACGACCGGGCGCGCAGCCGGGAGCGGGACCGGAGCCGCGGCCGGAGCCUGGAGCGGGGCCUGGACCACCACGACGACGACGACUACUACCGGCGAGCCCGAGAGCGCAGCCGUGGCCGCAGCCUAGAGCGGGGCCUGGACCACCACGACGACGAUUACUACCGGCGAGCCCGAGAGCGCAGCCGUGGCCGCAGCCUCGAGCGGGGCCUGGACCACGACGAUGAUCACUACCGGCGAGCCCGGGAGAGCAGCCGCGGCCGGAGCAUUGACCCGACCUACGAUCGCGCCUACAGCCCGGAGGGGGAGUAUGGCCGCAGGGCCCAGCCCGAUGCCCGGUACGGGGCGUCCCGGAGCCGCAGCCGCGAGCACCUCCACUCCCGCAGCCCCAGCCCCGACCCGCGGGGGCGGCUGGACUCGGACAGGCCCAUCGGGGUCCUUCUGAUGAAAAGCAAAGGAAAUGAAGAGUAUGGUCUCCGGCUCGGGAGUCAGAUCUUCAUAAAGGAAAUGACCGGAACAGGUCUAGCAUCUAAAGAUGGCAACCUGCAUGAAGGAGACAUAAUUCUCAAGAUAAAUGGAGCCGUAACUGAGAACAUGUCUUUAACGGAUGCUCGAAAACUGAUAGAAAAGUCAAGAGGAAAACUCCAGCUCGUGGUGUUGAGGGACAGCAAGCAGACGCUCAUCAACAUCCCCUCAUUAAAUGACAGCGACUCAGAAAUAGAAGACAUCUCAGAAAUAGAGUCAAACCGAUCAUUUUCUCCGGAGGACAGACGACAGCAGUAUUCCGAUUAUGAUUAUCAUUCCUCAAAUGAAAAGCUGAAGGAAAGACCAAAUUCAAGAGAGGACAUGCAUAGCAGAUGGUCCAGGAUGGUCGCCACACCCACUCCCUUUAAGUCCACUGGGGAUAUUGCAGCUGCAGUGAGCACAGAGCCCAGCAAGGAACCCACAUACCAAGAGGAAUCCCCAGCUCCUCCACCAAAACCAGCCCCAAGAACUGUUCUUCGUCCGAGUCCUGAAGAUUUAGCAAUAUAUGGCCCCAAUACCAAAAUGGUGAGGUUCAAGAAGGGAGACAGCGUGGGCCUCCGGUUGGCUGGUGGCAAUGAUGUCGGGAUAUUUGUGGCCGGCAUUCAAGAGGGUACCUCAGCGGAGCAAGAAGGUCUUCAAGAAGGGGACCAGAUUCUGAAGGUGAACACACAGGAUUUCAGAGGGCUCGUUCGGGAGGAUGCCGUUCUCUACCUGUUAGAAGUCCCCAAAGGCGAAAUGGUGACCAUUUUAGCCCAGAGCCGAGCUGAUGUGUAUAGAGACAUACUGGCUUGUGGCAGAGGGGAUUCGUUUUUUAUAAGAAGCCACUUUGAGUGUGAGAAAGAAACUCCACAGAGCCUGGCCUUCACCAGAGGGGAGGUCUUCCGUGUGGUAGAUACGCUGUACGAUGGGAAACUGGGCCACUGGCUGGCCGUGAGGAUCGGAAAUGAAUUGGAGAAAGGCUUAAUCCCCAACAAAAGCAGAGCAGAACAAAUGGCCAGCGUUCAGUCUGCCCAGAGAGACAGCACUGGGGACAGGGCAGACUUCUGGAGGAUGCGCGGCCAGAGAUCGGGCGUGAAGAAGAACCUACGCAAGAGUCGGGAAGACCUGACGGUUGCUGUGUCGGUCAGCACUAAGUUCCCGGCUUACGAGAGGGUUUUGCUUCGAGAAGCUGGUUUCAAGAGACCUGUGGUCUUAUUUGGCCCCAUAGCAGAUAUAGCCCUGGAGAAGUUGGCAAAUGAGUUGCCUGACCUGUUCCAAACUGCUAAAACGGAACCAAGAGACGCGGGAUCUGAGAAAUCCACCGGGGUGGUGCGGUUAAAUACCGUGAGGCAGAUUAUUGAACAGGAAAAGCAUGCACUCCUGGAUGUGACUCCUAAAGCCGUGGACCUGUUGAAUUAUACUCAGUGGUUCCCGAUUGUGAUUUUUUUCAACCCAGACUCUAGACAAGGUGUCAAAACCAUGAGACAGAGGUUGAAUCCAUCAUCGAACAAAAGUUCUCGGAAGUUAUUCGACCAAGCCAACAAGCUCAAAAAAACUUGUGCACAUCUUUUCACAGCUACAAUCAACCUAAAUUCAGCCAAUGAUAGCUGGUUUGGCAGCCUGAAGGACACGAUUCAGCAUCAGCAAGGAGAAGCAGUUUGGGUCUCCGAAGGAAAGAUGGAAGGGAUGGAUGAUGACCCCGAAGACCGCAUGUCCUACUUAACCGCCAUGGGCGCGGACUAUCUGAGUUGCGACAGCCGCCUCAUCAGUGACUUUGAAGACACCGACGGCGAAGGAGGUGCCUACACUGACAAUGAGCUGGAUGAGCCAGCUGAGGAGCUACUGGUGUCUUCCAUCACCCGCUCCUCGGAGCCGGUGCAGCACGAGGAGAGCAUAAGGAAACCUAGCCCAGAGCCAGGAGCUCAGAUGAGGAGGGCUGCUAGCAGAGAUCAACUUAGGGACAAUAGCCCGCCCCCGGCAUUCAAGCCAGAGCCGCCCCAGGCCAAAACCCAAAACAAAGAAGAAUCCUUUGACUUCUCUAGAUCCUAUGAAUACAAGUCAAACCCCUCAGCUGUUGCCGGUAAUGAAAUUCCCGGGACAUCUACCAAAGGAUGUCCACCUCCUAUUGCAGCAAAACCCGCCUUUGGACGGCCUAUACUGAAGCCGUCCACUCCCAUCCCUCCCCCAGAGAGUGAGGAGGGGGGAGAAGGCAGUGAGGAGCAGGACAGCGCCCCCAAGUCUGUCCUGGGCAAAGUAAAAAUAUUUGAGAAGAUGGAUCACAGGGCGAGAUUACAGAGAAUGCAAGAGCUCCAAGAAGCGCAGAAUGCAAGGAUUGAAAUUGCUCAGAAGCAUCCUGAUAUCUAUGCAGUUCCAAUUAAAACACAUAAGCCGGAGCCUGGCCCACCCCAGUACACAAGUUCCAGGCCCCCUGAGCCGCAGAAAGGUCCUGCCAGACUUUAUCAGGAUCCCAGAGGAAGUUAUGGCAGUGACGCCGAGGAGGAAGAAUACCGACAGCAGCUGUCGGAACACUCAAAACGCGGUUAUUACGGCCAGCAUUCCCAAUACCGGGACACGGAAUUAUAGAUGCCCGAGGAUUAGCUCUUGUGUGCCCCGCUGCCGCCCCCUCAGAGCAGCACUCCCACCAGCCGUGGGCGGAUGGUUCUUUGCAGUUUUGAUGCACUGUGGAGAUGUAGGGGCACUUCCUGGGGAGCCCAGGGGCCUGAGUCUGGGGAGCUUAUGGCUUUUGGCUCAGAAUUAAGAGAAACACUACCAUCUGAUACUGUUACCUGCUUCAGUGGACCAAAAUCUGUAUUAAUUCUGUUUGCAUAUUUUUAACAUCUAUAUUAAGAAAUAACUAUUUUUCCUCAUUAAUAGCUGCCUUCCAGGACCGUUUCAGUGAGAGACAGAAUGUGAAAAAAAUAAAUAAAAAUACUGUGUGACUCAAACUGAAUUCAAAGAAGUAGUUUAUUACAACUCUGUAAGUGCCUUUGAUGAGAAGUGUCUUAAAUUUUCUUCUUUUGAAGCUUUAUGCAAAGCCAUAAUGGACUAAAACAUUUUGACUAAAUUUUUAUACCAGUUUAAGAGCUAUGGUUUUCUCUGCACUGUGUCAUCUUUUCAAGACAUUUGUCUUUGUAAUAUUUUCCAUAAAUUCUGACUGUAUGUAUAAUAGCUAUACUUGGUAGUUUAGCUACCAGUGCUAAAUAGCUUGAAGACCAAGAAGUUGGUAUGGAAGUAUUUUGUCUGUCUGUUUAAAACUAUGUGUUCCACGAAAGCAGAUACUUGAGAAAAACACAUUCCCAAAAUUGUGUGUAUUGACUGCAGUCAGUUUUAUAAUUUAAUAAAAAGGAGGACAUUGUAAUCAA
Molecule: messenger RNA, 4653 nt
Organism: Mesoplodon densirostris (Blainville's beaked whale)
Lineage: Eukaryota; Metazoa; Chordata; Mammalia; Artiodactyla; Ziphiidae
Gene: TJP2
Product: tight junction protein 2
Exons: 24
Coding region: 317-3874 (1185 amino acids)
Biological process (GO): cell-cell junction organization; positive regulation of blood-brain barrier permeability; cell-cell adhesion
Cellular component (GO): plasma membrane; bicellular tight junction
Molecular function (GO): cell adhesion molecule binding
Source: RefSeq, a predicted model, not a curated record